This is a messenger RNA of Elephantulus edwardii (Cape elephant shrew), 1059 nucleotides long. It is a transcript of the gene CCR5, whose product is annotated as chemokine (C-C motif) receptor 5. Gene Ontology annotation, biological process: chemotaxis; inflammatory response; G protein-coupled receptor signaling pathway. The record is from RefSeq and is a predicted model, not a curated record. Gene Ontology annotation, molecular function: chemokine (C-C motif) ligand 5 binding; C-C chemokine receptor activity. Gene Ontology annotation, cellular component: membrane; cytoplasm. Bases 1 to 1059 code for a protein of 352 amino acids. Lineage: Eukaryota; Metazoa; Chordata; Mammalia; Macroscelidea; Macroscelididae. The transcript has a single exon.
AUGGAUUUUGAAACCUCUCCUACUCCUGACAGCUAUUACUACGACCAGGCGGAGCCCUGUCAAAAAACCGACGUGAGGCAAAUCGCAGCCCGCAUCCUGCCCCCGCUCUACUCGCUGGUCUUCAUAUUUGGCUUCGUGGGCAACUUGCUGGUCGUCCUCACCCUGAUAAACUGCAAGAAGCUGAAGAGCAUGACCGACAUCUACCUGCUCAACCUGGCCGUCUCGGACCUCCUCUUCCUCCUCACCCUCCCGUUCUGGGCCCACUAUGCCACAGACGGCUGGGUCUUCGGGGAAGCGGCCUGCAGACUCUUCACCGGGCUGUACCACACUGGUUACUUCGGUGGCAUCUUCUUCAUCAUCCUCCUGACGGUUGACAGGUACCUGGCGAUCGUCCAUGCUGUGUUUGCCUUAAAAGCCAGGACGGUCACCUUCGGGGUAGUGACCAGCGUGGUCACCUGGGUGGUGGCUGUGUUUGCCUCUCUCCCAAGUAUCAUCUUUACCAGAUCCCAGAAAGAAGUUUCUCGAUUGACAUGCAGCCCUCAUUUUCAAUCUAGUCAACACCAUUUCUGGAAGAACUUCCUGGCCUUAAAGAUCACCAUACUGGGCCUGGUCCUGCCGCUGCUGGUCAUGGUCGUCUGCUACUCGGGAAUCCUCAAAACCCUGCUCCGCUGUCGAAACGAGAAGAAGAAGCUCAAGGCCGUGAGGCUCAUCUUCACCAUCAUGAUCAUCUACUUCCUGUUCUGGACUCCCUACACCGUCGUCCUGGUCCUCACCACCUUCCCGGGCCCCUUUGGCCUGGACAACUGCGAGAGCUCCAACAGGCUGGACCAAGCCAUGCAGGUGACGGAGACUCUGGGCAUGACGCAUUGCUGCAUCAACCCCAUCAUCUACGCCUUCGUGGGGGAGAAGUUCAGGAGGUACAUGGCCUUGUUCUUCCGAAGGCACAUCGCCAAAUACCUCUGCAAGCAGUGUGGGCUCUUCCAGCGGGAGACCCCGGAGCGAGGGAGCUCCGUUUACACUCGAUCCACCGGGGAUCAGGACCUCUCGGCGGGCUUGUGA